Messenger RNA from Colletotrichum fioriniae, 1398 nucleotides. Lineage: Eukaryota; Fungi; Ascomycota; Sordariomycetes; Glomerellales; Glomerellaceae. The record is from RefSeq and is a predicted model, not a curated record.
AUGUGGUUGUCGACAAAGAGUCUCGUUGUGGUAGGCUUGCUCAGCGCCUUGGGCCAGAAGCAGCAGGCCGCUGCAGUUGAGUUAUCGAGCUUCACGAAGGACUUGUUCACCGAGUCCAUGAACUUCCUGGAUAAGAUCUACGACCCUGCAGCCGGUUAUCUGUAUUUCUUCUACUACCCACUAGCGGCAGGAAAGCACGAAACACGAUCGUCAGUCUGGUACGCAACUGGCCUCCUGCAGCGCAACAUCGGCGAUGAUGUCGAGCAGGCUACCAAGAUCAUCAGAAACGUAAUCGGAGAUCAGAAGAAGAUUCCUGAAGAACAGUGGUAUGGAGACUACACUGUUUACCCCGAGGAGCCAACUGUUGGCACAGCCGCGUAUCCUAAAAGCAUCUACAAUACCUGGGACCCCAAUUGGCGAGGUUUCAUUGGCACAACUCUCAUCGUUAUUUAUGAAGAGUUUAGGCAUCUUCUUUCAAGCGACGUUCAAAAUCUCAUUCUUGAGAGCAUGUACAACAACACCAUCGGAGACAGCUACCGUGUUGGUGGAGUUGAUAACGACAACCUAUACCCUUCUUACAGUAACCCAGCCAUCAUGCGCGCCAUCGCUACCGGAUGGACAGGUCGUACUCUCAACGACUCAAACAUGACAGCUGCCGGCGAACUGUACGCCCAAGAGAUCUUAGACUUGUUUGACCGAAACAACACACUCUCUGAAUUUAACAGCCCAACGUACGCAGGCGUCAGCAUCUAUUCGCUUACCCUGUGGGCCAAGUACAUGCCUUCUGACUCGUCACUGAUGGGCCAGAACGGUGCUCGCAUGAUCAAGGCCAUUUGGGAAUCCAUCGGUUCAAUGUACAACGCCAAUCUCCGCAACGUCGCCGGACCAUGGGAUAGGACUUACGGUUUUGACAUGAACCAAUAUGUCGCCAUAAUCAACAUCUACAUCUGGUCUCUCGUCGGUAAAGACAAGGCACCUGGCAUCUCACAAACCUGGAGCAUGGCUCAUGCAGACGACUUUGAAUACGCGCCGCUCAUCUCUGUCUUGGCGCCUUUCCAUGAUGCUCUCGUACCAUCAGAAGUUGUGGAAAAGCUUAGCAAUUUCCCUGGUGAGCACAUGUAUGAGACUGCUGCUUUCUCACCCCCUCACGAUUCCGUUCCCCGGAAUAUCACAACCUGGCUGUCGGCCAACCUCACUAUUGGAGCCGAAUCUUAUGACGAGGAUACCCUGGGUGGUCCUCGCCAAGAUCCUUCUCAAUGGUCUACUGCGGUGGUGCAGUGGGCUAGGAAGGACGGCAGCGUGGGCGGCUUUGAAUUCUGGAACAUUACGUUUGCGAUGCCUGGUAACUCGAGUACAAUUCCGUCCAUUGAACUCUACAUCAAGAGUCCCAUUGGCUGA